Molecule: messenger RNA, 2498 nt
Organism: Parathielavia appendiculata
Lineage: Eukaryota; Fungi; Ascomycota; Sordariomycetes; Sordariales; Chaetomiaceae
Product: sodium/hydrogen exchanger
Exons: 4
Coding region: 188-2203 (671 amino acids)
Biological process (GO): sodium ion transport; proton transmembrane transport; potassium ion transmembrane transport
Cellular component (GO): early endosome; late endosome; fungal-type vacuole membrane
Molecular function (GO): sodium:proton antiporter activity; potassium:proton antiporter activity
Source: RefSeq, a predicted model, not a curated record
AUGCAGAUAGCGAUAACCAAUGCGCGCCAUCCAGCCAGCCAUUCCAGGGUAGAGACUCAGGCGUUUACCGACGCUACCAAUCCAUGCUCAGAUUCUGGUUGCGUCCUCUCAACAUAUUGUUUAUUCUCAGUCCGCCUAUCGCAGCGCCCAGUAGCGGGUGACGGGCCAAGCCCGCGCGACCUCGACCAUGUUUGCGCAAACCAUCGCCAACACGUUGGUGGGGCUUGCAGGGAGGGAUGAAGAAGACCCAGCCGGCGAGGAUCCCACGAAGCCGGAGAACAAUGCACAAUGGGCCAUUUUUAUCCUGAUGAUGCUGCUUAUUGUGGCAUUCUGCACAAGCUACACCAUGCAGCAGAGGAAAAUCACGGCCAUCCACGAAACCGUCGUGUCCAUCUUUGGCGGUAUGACAGUUGGCUUGAUGCUCCGAGUGUCGGGCUUCGACUCGAUCCGUGACCUUGUCAACUUCAACUACCAGAUCUUCUUCAACCUCCUCUUGCCGCCAAUCAUUCUCUCGUCCGGUUACGAGCUCCACCAGGCCAACUUCUUCCGGAACAUUGGCACCAUCUUGACAUUUGCCUUUGCCGGCACCUUCAUUUCCGCCGUGGUCAUUGGCGUGCUCUUGUGGCUCUACACGGCCAUUUCCCUCGAAGGUCUCGACGUGACAUGGAUCGACGCCAUCUCGGUUGGUGCCACCCUCUCGGCCACAGAUCCUGUCACCAUCCUCGCCAUAUUCAACACCUUCAAAGUUGACCCAAAGCUGUACACCAUCAUCUUUGGCGAAUCCAUCCUCAACGACGCCGUCGCCAUUGUCAUCUUCGAAUCGGCCAAGAGUGCGGGCAGCAAGGGAGGAGGGAUCGGCAUCUUGAGUCUUUUGCACGGUAUCUGGUUUUUCCUGUCCGAGUUCUUUGGCAGCUUGGCCAUCGGCGCCAUAGUCGGUGUCCUGACCGCGCUGGGCUUGAAAUACACCUACGUCAGGCGGUACCCGCACAUCGAGAGUUGCUUAGUGGUGCUGAUUGCCUACGCAACCUACUACUUCGCCCAGGCCAUCGGCAUGUCUGGCAUCGUCGCCCUCCUGUUCUGCGGUAUCACGCUUAAACACUACGCCUACUUCAACAUGUCCCGCCGGACCCAACUGACCACAAAAUACUUCUUCCAAGUUCUCGCCCAGCUGUCUGAAAACUUCAUCUUUAUCUACCUUGGUCUGGCCCUCUUCACCGAGAAGGAUCUGGUUUACCAGCCGCUUCUCAUUAUUGUCACCGUCCUCGCAGUGUGCGCCGCAAGAUGGCUAGCCGUGUUCCCCCUGUCCAGAGCAAUCAACUGGUUUAUCCGCUACCGCGCCCGCCGCCAAGGUCGCGAAGCAGCCGAGGAGCUGCCCUACAGCUAUCAGGCAAUGCUCUUCUGGGCUGGCCUGCGCGGUGCAGUGGGCGUCGCCUUAUCAGCCCUCUUCGAAGCCAAAGAAAAAGCCGCUCUCCAAGCCACCGUCCUUGUCGUGGUGGUCCUCACGGUCAUUAUCUUUGGCGGUACCACAGCCCGCAUGCUGGAGAUACUGGGUAUCCGCACGGGCGUCACCGAGGAGGUCGACUCGGACGACGAAUUCGACAUUGAAGCCAUUGGCGGCGGGCUGUACAAGCGCUCUGACACAGCCAUCGGGUAUAACCCCCGCGCCGGCGGUCGCGGCUCGGUCCUACCGCUUGCCAGCGUUGGCAGCCGCAGUGGAAACGGGCACGCGGCAAGCGGGAGUAGGAACAACGGCUGGGCGUCCGGGCACAGGUCGCCGAAUACGGCCCCGCAUCGGCAGGAUAGUCGAAGUCGCAUAGCCAAGAAGGGUAGUGUUGGUGGCGGUGGUGAUGAGUUUGAGAGGUCCGAGUUGCUGGGCGUGGCAUCGGGGAGUAACACCGACUCGGAGUUUGGGAGCGACAUCGAUAUCUCGGAUCUCCCGCCUCCGGCGCCUGUUCCGAAGAGUAGGUCCAGCCCGGUCCAUUCUGACCAAGGGAGCGGGUCGAGUAGACAACGUGGGGCUGGAGAGGCGGCGAGCACUGGCCAGCAGCCAGCGCAGCCGCUGACAGCUACCGCUGCUAUCCGGCAGCUGUUCAGUACUGAAGACCCCAGCGCGCUGUUUAGGCAGUUGGAUGAAGACUUUAUAAAACCGCACUUGUUAUUGGACGGCGGGAAUGGGAGGGGCGGGGGUUCGGGGUCUCAUUGAGCGGGCUAGUCUCUGCUGGUUUGUUUCUGGGUGGAGGUUGUUUUGAGUAUGAAUGUACAACAUGCGGCUGGCAUUGAAGGGACCUUUGGGCGGAGUUUGGGCGCUGGGUAGAAGAGGCUUAGAACCUUACGUGUAACGCUUUACAUUGUUUCGGUGCCUCUACCGUUUCAGUGCCACAUGCAGAUCUGGAAUGAUUCCUCUACGUCGAGUUGGAAUCCUGCAAUGGCAGGCUCGGGCGUUGGCCUCAGCUGUAUGUUGAACCUUGAUCACAAAGCCAUCCAAUUGAACACGAAGG